UUUCUUAAACUAGACGAGGGGUGUGGAAAAGUCGUAUCAGUGCCGACGUUGUCUGGGAGCGAAACUGAGCGCGCACCGGGAACGCGCUUAACGGACAGCGACGAGCCUGGCUCGCGAGUAGGAACCCCGUCUGCUCUGCGCGCUAGUCUUGUCAAAACGAGACAUCCCUCGCCCACUGUCCGGUAAACUAGGACACCCUGGGAAACGGAUUGAAUUCCCUCCUUAAAUCACAGCAUCUUUACCGUCACAAUCUGUCCAUCCCGCUUACAGCUCAGGAAUACAAAGUCGUAUUACUUUUAAACGACUCCUCGGGACUGAAUGCCAGUUAUUAAUUUUGGACAGAAACAUCAGAAUAUUUUUUGUGUGUUUUGAGUCGUGUUGGUUUGGAUAUACACGCGUGCGUCGACUAAAAUCGUACCGUGUUUCCCCCCUGUUACUUAGUGUGGAAUAUCUGAAGACUUUAUUCUAUGCCCCAGAAGGCAAGAACAAUACUUUAAAGAACUGAUUUUGGAAAUUUGAGGAGUUUUAUUUAUUUAUUAUUAUUUUCCUUAUCCAGUAGGCUACGUAUGUUAAUACGAUGUGUGUGGUUCGAGAGUCUUCGCCGCCCCUUUUAGACCAGAAUUAGUCAGUGUGGUCCUGGAGUAGAUCAGUGUCUUCUCGAUCUCACGCACUCUCCUCACUCUCUUUUUCUUCUUUCCCCCCAAAGGUUAUUUGUCUAUUUCCAUGGAAUAACUUAUCAGGAAAACGACUGAACUACAAAGUGUCUUGUUUUCCCCCCGCCGCCUGUAACUGACAGGCGGUUUAAGGUUUGUUCUUCUCCGGAGAAUGCUCAAUGAUCGAUGGGGAAUCAUGAACAGCUCACCGGAACUCGAAGACGGACAGCGGGGCAAAAAUCAGAGGAUGAGUUGUAGCUAUCUGCUAUGUACCAUCCUUCUCUUCGUGGCCGUUCUGCUUGCAGUCACAGUGACGGGGACCAUUCUUCUUAUGAACCACUACCAGGCUCCCCCCAUGUCGGAUGGCCCUCCUCAUAUUAGCACCAAUCAGGAUGAAGCCAAUGCGCUGGUGACAGUCGAGAGGGGUGAUGGAUCACGCAUCAAUAUCUUCAUCGACCCCAACUGCCCUGAUUAUAACAGUAAUUUCCUUCGGCUGGAAGGCGUGCAGACGUCUUUGCUGCAUUCGCUGACGGACCACGAUACGGAUCUCAAGUCCGUCAAAGGUCAGGAUCGAGCGCUGUUGGUCAACUUGGCAGAGGAAGUUGCUAAGCUGUCUGCCCACGCGGGACAGCUGAAGAUGGACUAUGAGUCUCUCAGAAGAGGACAAAGCAACCUGGGACAGGACCUUAAUACACUACAGACGGAACAGAGCAGACUUAUACAGCUGCUGUCCGAGAGCCAGAUUAACAUGGUGAAGGUUGUCAACUCUGUGAGCGAUGCUUUAAAUGCCAUGCAGAAGGAAACUGGAGGUCUAAAGGCCAGAGUGAAGGCUGACCUGCAGAGGGCGCCAGUCAGAGGAGUUCGCCUUAAAGGCUGUGCUAAUGGCUCCCGUCCACGGGACUGUAGUGAUAUAUAUGCUAGCGGUCAGAAAGAAGAUGGAAUCUACUCUGUUUUUCCCACUCAUUAUCCUGCCGGCUUUCAGGUCUACUGUGAUAUGAGCACGGACGGAGGUGGCUGGACGGUAAUCCAGCGGAGGGAGGAUGGGUCUGUGAAUUUCUUCAGGGAGUGGGACUCCUACAGGGAAGGAUUUGGUAAAAUCACCGGAGAGUACUGGCUUGGGUUGAAACAAAUCCAUGCUCUCUCUAUCCAAGGAAACUACGAACUGCGCAUAGAUCUUGAAGAUUUCGAGAACAGCACAGCUUUCGCACAGUAUGGUGUCUUUGGAGUUGGACUGUUCUCUGUUGAUCCUGAGGAUGAUGGUUACCCUCUCACCAUUGCUGAUUACACCGGAACUGCAGGAGAUUCAUUGCUUAAGCACAAUGGAAUGAAGUUCACCACAAAAGACAGAGACAACGAUCACUCGGAGAACAACUGUGCUUCGUUCUACCACGGCGCCUGGUGGUACCGCAACUGCCACACAUCCAACCUGAACGGCCAGUACCUGCGCGGACAGCACACCUCUUACGCCGAUGGGAUUGAAUGGUCGUCCUGGACCGGUUGGCAGUACUCGCUAAAAUUCACAGAAAUGAAAAUUCGGCCAACGCGUGAAGAGCGAGAAAGCAAGUAACCACACAAAAAGAAAAAUUUAAAUGUAAGGAAAUAAAAAAAUUUAAAAGACUUUAAUAUUGGACUUAUGGUGUGGAAAACAACAAGGACAGUGGUUGUUGCUAAUCUGACAAAGAGCUUUCUGUUGUCCUGUUUAUUCAUUUGGCAGAAAAGUCACACUGUUGUGUGGCCGUGCUGUAAGUCCUGCCCUCCAUAUGACAAUCUCUAUAUCAUCAGGCCUUGAAGUUUCUUAACACCCCAGCUGUCAGAUCUGAGCUCACUCCUGCACUGACACAAUACUGUGAGUCACACUUCGAUUCUGAGAAAGGAAAAAAAAAAUGACACUGAAUCAAGGAUCCUAUUAUCUUGCCACCGGUUAAGGAAUGAAUUAAUGAAGAACAAUGUGCGACAAUGAAAUGUUGGAAUGGUUUCUUCUGUCAGCAAAGCCCGUUUCCGUUCUCCCUCUUAUUGUUUAAGACGCAGUUAAUAUGCUAAACACACAUGCCAAGGCCAAAUCUCCACUAAGUCUUCAUAUUUGAAGAAGGCUAGUACAAAAGAAGAAAGUGUGGAAGAUGGGAGGGAAAUGAGAGAGAGGGGCGGUCUAGGAGGAGAGCAGUGCAAAGGUUUCUGUGGGAGUUUGUCUCUCAUCUGUCUGACAGGCCAUUAGUGAGCAUAUUGGCCACUUUGUCUGAUCGCCAUUGCCAAGUGAUCAUAAGCCAGGUUCUUCAUCUCGCACAUUCGCAGAUGGUGGCUGGUUAUGUGUGUGUGUGAGCGAGAUAAAAGGAAAAUGCGAUAUUGUCUCGUCUCCUUCCCGAGUUGCGUUUCUGCCUCAGCACAAGGUUGAGUGUUCUCGAGGAAUCUCUUUAUCGGCCCGACAAGCUUGCUCGAGUGUGUUUACUUAGCACUCAUACACACAUUUGUUCAUGCACAAAUUUGCCAUGUUGCAAUGCUAAUUUAAAUGAGCCGCCCUGUCCUCUUUUUUUUUUUGUGCAGACUUUUACAUGUAUAUCAGCUCAUUCACUGCCGUCUCUCUCUCCAGCUCACUUUCUAAAGGUCAGACAUCUCGAAUGUGAAUGUUGUGCUUCUUUCACCUCAUG
Messenger RNA from Carassius auratus (goldfish), 3295 nucleotides. RefSeq names its product fibrinogen C domain-containing protein 1. Lineage: Eukaryota; Metazoa; Chordata; Actinopteri; Cypriniformes; Cyprinidae. The coding region runs from base 826 to 2220 and encodes 464 amino acids. The record is from RefSeq and is a predicted model, not a curated record. The transcript is spliced from 7 exons.